UUGCCAGUCCUAUUUGUCUCAGCCUUCCUCAUUUCUCUUGGCUUCACUUUCAUACUCUUGGGAUGUGCUCUACCUGUCUUCAACGUUUGGUGGCCAAUGUUUUUGCUUAUCUUUUACGCAGCUGCGCCUAUACCUCUUCUUAUUGAUAUUAGUCGCUCCUCUAGUGACUUUUUUUCAUCACAAACAUCCUUUCAUAAUAUGACUCUGUUCAUUACGGCCAUAAUUAUAUUUUCUUCGUAUGCUUUUCCAGUUACCCUUGCCAGAAACCCUGCAGCUAACCCUACUAUAAAAUGGGGUUCAUGUGGGCUACUUCUAGCAGGAAAUACCAUUAUAUUCCCGACAAUCUUUGUCGUCAUGUCCUUUAUCUGCAAAGAUCAUUCUGACUCGUGGUUUUAA
Messenger RNA from Protopolystoma xenopodis, 396 nucleotides. The record is from the annotation of a GenBank genome assembly. Lineage: Eukaryota; Metazoa; Platyhelminthes; Monogenea; Polystomatidea; Polystomatidae.